Gymnogyps californianus (California condor) is the source of this 1182-nucleotide messenger RNA. It is a transcript of the gene ALKAL2, whose product is annotated as ALK and LTK ligand 2. Gene Ontology annotation, molecular function: receptor tyrosine kinase binding; receptor signaling protein tyrosine kinase activator activity. Lineage: Eukaryota; Metazoa; Chordata; Aves; Accipitriformes; Cathartidae. The transcript has 5 exons. Gene Ontology annotation, biological process: positive regulation of ERK5 cascade; positive regulation of ERK1 and ERK2 cascade. The record is from RefSeq and is a predicted model, not a curated record. Bases 66 to 524 code for a protein of 152 amino acids.
GAGGCCUCCCACAGCAGCGGAUCCUUCCUUUUCAUCUGUUCGUGCACCCUUCGGGUCAGACCGCAAUGAGUGGACUGAGGUCUCCUGGGCUGCUGGGGCUGGUGCUCUUAAUGCUCUCAGCAGGAUAUUGCAAAGAGAAAACUGACUCUGCAGAUUUGAAAGACAGGGAAAGUCUCUUAAAUCUGAUCAUGGAGAUCAUUCAGGAACUGAAAAGGUACCACCUGGAGAAGGACAGUGGGGUGCAGUACUUCUCCAAGCACGACUAUAACUUAGAUCGAAGGGAAGUGGCCGACUACGGAGGAUACCAGGACGAGCAGAGAGUUGAAAUAGUUCCCAGAGAUCUGAGGAUGAAAGACAAGUUCUUAAAGCAUUUAACAGGUCCACUCUACUUUAGCCCAAAAUGUAGUAAACACUUUCAUCGGCUUUAUCACAAUACAAGGGACUGCACCAUCCCAGCAUACUAUAAAAGAUGUGCCAGGCUUCUUACUCGGUUGGCAGUAAGCCCAAUGUGCAUGGAAGGAUAAAGAUGUUAUUACCAUGAAAAGAAACACCAAGAACCAAGAGAAGUGCCUUGGAAACCAACAGGGAAAUAGAACUUAUUACCUUUAUAACAUAUUCCAUUGUGAACAAGAGAUUUAUUUUUGCAGAUUGACAGACUUCCCAUAAUUAACAUGUGUUUUGUAUGUCGUCAACAGUUUGCAGACUGACAUUCUUUACAGUAGCAUAACUGCCAGUAGUACUUAAUGCUCCAUACUUAAAAACACACUUUACAACUGAUGUGUAAUGCUGCCAAAAAUUAUGUAAACACAAAUAUUUCACCAAGAAAACUGAUGUUCUAUUGCUUAAUUCUACAAUUUUAAGGAAUGUUUGUAUAUCUAGAACUACUAAAGAUCUGCUCCACAGUAGUUGUGGUCACUUGAUAUCCUUCAUGCUUAUGCAAUUUUUUAAAAGUUUGGUUAAAACAGACUUGCAUUGGGGUCACAUUGUACCCUAGGAGUACAAAUUGCAUGACAAACAGGAACGUAAUUCCAAGUAGACAUAUUUUUUGGGACAGUGGAGCAUGGAUUUUGUACACAAACACAAGCUGCCAUUAAUUUACUUUAUAUAAUAAAUGUAUAAAACAUUCCAGCGAACGUGCAAUAUGUAAAUACUGUAAAUAACAAGCAUAAGUAAUAAAGUGUU